This is a messenger RNA of Lampris incognitus (smalleye Pacific opah), 2737 nucleotides long. RefSeq names its product LUC7 domain-containing protein. The transcript has 10 exons. The coding region runs from base 482 to 1759 and encodes 425 amino acids. The record is from RefSeq and is a predicted model, not a curated record. Gene Ontology annotation, molecular function: mRNA binding. Gene Ontology annotation, cellular component: U2-type prespliceosome; U1 snRNP. NCBI's taxonomy places the organism in Eukaryota, Metazoa, Chordata, Actinopteri, Lampriformes, Lampridae. Gene Ontology annotation, biological process: mRNA splice site recognition.
GCUACGAAAGAUAGGAAGUCGACGACAGAGAAGAAAGGACACGGACUUUACUUAGCAACUCCUGGCCGUCUGGCUGGAGAUUUCGCUACACAUUGUCGAUUCCCUAAAGCGACGGCAGAGCCGACGGUUUCUUUCACUUCCACCCCGGUUAAACCGACAAACGCCCCUCCGCAUCCAGCACGCCGCUCUCUUCAACUCGCGCGCGACGAGCUCCAGUUCCAGGCGAAAAGGGAAAGGGGAGUCCAUGAGUUCGUGUAAAUAGCGUUGCAUCUCGUUCAUCCAGCCCUCCACCCGCGUUGCACUAGUGUCGCGCAGCCGUCGAUGCGGUGUAAUAGGCAGACAUACGGUAUUGUGUACAGGUAGAUAGUCUGUUCGCGGGGAACUUUUGAGAAAGUUGCCCGCGGUGGUUUGCCCAGGCCUUGCGGCGGAGGCUGCAUGUGAGAAGACUAUCCCGGCGUGAUUGACUGACGCGCCGAGAGAAAUGUCGGCCCAGGCGCAGAUGCGGGCGAUGCUCGACCAGCUAAUGGGGACGGGGAGAGACGGAGACACCAUGCGGCAAAGAAUUAAAUUCACAGAUGAGCGGGUCUGCAAGAGUCACCUAUUGGAUUCGUGUCCUCAUGACAUUCUGUCAGGAACAAGAAUGGACCUGGGAGAGUGUGUGAAAGUCCAUGACUUGGCUCUCCGAGCGGACUAUGAGAUUGCCUCCAAGCAGCAGGAGUACUUUUUUGAGCUCGAUGCUGCAGAACAUCUUCAGUCUUUUAUUGCUGACUGCGAUCGCAGAACUGAACUGGCAAAGAAGAGACUAGCUGAGACGCAGGAUGAGAUCAGUGCGGAAGUGGCCGCCAAGGCUGAGCGUGUCCAUGAGCUGAACGAGGAGAUUGGGAAGCUGCUGGCGCGGGCAGAGCAGCUAGGGGGAGAGGGUAAUGUGGACGAAGCACAGCAAGUGCUGGAGAAGGUGGAGAAGACUCGUGCCAUGAAGAAAGAGGCAGAAGAUGUCUACCGAAACUCGAUGCCAGCCUCUAGCUUCCAGCAGCAGAAGUUGCGGGUGUGUGAAGUAUGUUCCGCCUACCUGGGUCUUCAUGACAAUGACCGUCGCCUAGCUGACCACUUUGGGGGUAAACUGCACUUGGGAUUCAUUGAAAUUCGGGAGAAACUCGAGAAGCUAAGGAAAGCAGUUGUCGAGAAACAGGAAAGAAUGCGUAUGAGAAGACGGGAGGAACGCGACCGAGAGGAGGAACGGGAGAGAGAGUGGGAGAUGGAGCGGGAACGGGAGAGGGAACGAGAGCGUGAAAGACAGCGGGAAUGGGAAAGGGAACGAGAAAGGGAGAGGGACCGAAGGAGGUCAAGGUCUAGAAGUGGAGAUCGAUACAGGGAUGGAGGCAGUUCAUCUUCUCAUCGUUCAAGACGUGGGCACCGCUCCUCUCAUUCUAGAGAAGAGGGAGGAGAAAGGGACCGGGACAGGGAGAGGAAACAUCGACACAAGGACAGGCACCGCUCACGCUCCCACUCCCACAGGACUAAGAGGAAGAGGUCCUCGAGAGACAGAUCAUCAAACACCCGCGACAGAGAUGGCUCCCUCUCUCAGGAGGGAUGGAGAGAGUAUGGUGGAGAGGGACGGCGGGAGGAGAGGGCUGAGUUAGAGGACAAGGAGAGAUCCAUCUCCCCCGAGAUGGUCAGGGGUAACGAGCGAGAGCGAUCCUUGUCGUACGAGAGGGAUAGACGCUCCAGCUCCGAAGAGAGGGAGUCAGGGGAGAUAUGAGCGAGGGGAGGGCAUCUCAAAAUGUGGAUUUGAAUAUAUUGUUCAGUUAAAGGAGUUGGUGUGGAUGCGUGUGUGUCAGAACUGUGCAUGUGUUUAUGUUUGGGGGGGGGGGGCUUUUAACUGGGGGCAGUGGGUUGAUCACUUGUAACUAAACAUUGAGAGGUAUUGAGAGGGACCUCAAAUGAGGCGCCCAAGGUCACAUGUAAAGAAAGUCUGAAUGACUUCGUAUUGCUGGAAAUAAAAAGAACUAGAAACGCUCAAGUGACCAGGAAACUGUACUUUUAUCUUCAUGCGAUCUCAGUACAAUUGAUUUAAACGAUGGCGGGGGGGGGUUGAAGAAAUGGUUGAUCUUUGUUUUUAUUUUACUUUGGGGGAAUAGCUUUUCUUUUUUACUAUUAGGAUGACCUUCAAUACUAAGGUUUUUUUUUUCCCUUGCAUUCCAUCGGAAAUCUGAUGUCACUCAUGAAACUUGUCCGCUGUGGACUUAUUUACACACAUGAAAGGUAGACUCAUUGACGUUACAUAACACCUUGAAUCCAGGGUCAUUUCUGAAUCGAGUUGUUUGUGAAUAACUGAAGGCACUUUUGAUGUUUCUGUUUUAUUGUCUUGCCUUCUGCUCUUAUUCUGAUCUUGAAGGAGAGGUCUGACCUGUUUAUAGAAAUCUGCCAAACAUCCUUGAGUCUGUCCUUUCAUUGAAGACACAGUGAUGUACGUGUCCUGUGGGAGCAAUCCCCCAAGUCUUUUGUCUCAAUACCUGACCCGACAGCAAAUGCAUAUUGCUGUCUGGUAUUGCACUUGCAUAUUUGGUACUGGUGCUUUAACUGAGGCCCAUUGAACGCUUGUCUUUUUUUUCUUCUUUUUUUCUUUCUUUUUCUUUUUCUUUUCUUUUUUUUUUUUUUGCUGUGAUACACGUUGGGUGUAUUGGCAGAUCUGUAUUUGCUGUGCCAUCUGUACAAUAAAAUGAAUAAAUCCCUGCUU